ACUCACAACUCUUCCUAUAAAAGGGCUUUCCUUUCUCCUCGCCUUUCGUGCUCGUCUUCUCUAAUUCCCUUCUCAUUUUCUCAAUCCGAUCUCUCUUUUUCUUCCCAAGAUGCAAAUCUUCGUUAAGACCCUCACAGGAAAGACCAUCACUCUCGAGGUCGAGAGCUCUGAUACCAUUGAUAAUGUUAAGGCAAAGAUCCAAGACAAGGAGGGAAUCCCCCCAGACCAGCAGAGGUUGAUCUUUGCUGGAAAGCAGCUUGAGGAUGGCAGGACAUUGGCCGAUUACAAUAUCCAGAAGGAGUCUACUCUCCACCUUGUUCUUCGUUUGAGGGGAGGAAUGCAAAUUUUUGUCAAGACUCUCACCGGAAAGACAAUCACUCUUGAAGUUGAGAGCUCCGACACGAUUGACAAUGUCAAGGCAAAGAUUCAGGACAAGGAGGGCAUUCCCCCAGACCAACAAAGGUUGAUUUUUGCUGGGAAGCAGCUUGAGGAUGGAAGGACCCUGGCAGAUUACAACAUCCAGAAGGAGUCUACCUUGCACCUGGUCCUCCGUCUCCGUGGGGGUAUGCAGAUCUUUGUCAAGACUCUCACCGGAAAAACCAUUACCCUUGAAGUUGAGAGCUCUGAUACAAUUGAUAAUGUGAAGGCGAAAAUUCAGGACAAGGAAGGCAUCCCACCAGACCAGCAGAGGCUAAUCUUUGCCGGGAAACAGCUCGAGGAUGGUCGGACACUUGCUGAUUACAAUAUCCAGAAGGAGUCUACCCUGCAUCUGGUUCUUAGACUUCGUGGGGGCAUGCAGAUUUUUGUUAAGACCCUCACAGGGAAAACCAUCACACUCGAAGUUGAGAGCUCGGACACAAUUGACAAUGUCAAGGCUAAGAUUCAGGACAAGGAGGGCAUUCCACCAGACCAGCAAAGGCUUAUUUUUGCUGGAAAGCAGCUGGAGGAUGGACGGACUCUUGCAGACUACAACAUUCAGAAGGAGUCCACUCUUCACCUCGUCCUCCGUCUUCGAGGUGGUAUGCAGAUUUUUGUGAAGACCCUGACCGGGAAAACCAUCACUCUAGAGGUUGAGAGCUCAGAUACCAUUGACAACGUGAAGGCAAAGAUUCAGGACAAAGAGGGGAUCCCACCAGACCAGCAGAGGCUGAUAUUUGCUGGGAAGCAGCUGGAGGAUGGUCGCACCUUGGCUGACUACAACAUACAAAAGGAAUCCACAUUGCAUCUGGUGCUCCGUCUUCGUGGUGGGAUGCAGAUCUUCGUGAAGACCUUGACAGGGAAGACGAUCACACUGGAGGUGGAGAGCUCUGAUACCAUAGACAAUGUUAAGGCUAAGAUUCAGGACAAAGAGGGGAUCCCACCUGAUCAGCAGAGGCUCAUCUUUGCCGGCAAGCAACUUGAGGAUGGUCGCACCCUUGCGGACUACAACAUUCAGAAAGAGUCCACCCUUCAUCUUGUCCUCCGUCUUCGUGGCGGUCUUGACGAUUUGGCCUGAGUAGUGCCUUCGUGUCUCCUCCAGUCCAGUCUUAUAUGAAUCUCUGUUUGUUAAUGUUUUGAUUGUUCAACUUUGAACUUCGUAGCAUCCAUUAGCUUUGGCUUACUAUUAUAAUAUUCUAUUACUCGAAAGUCGAAGCUGUGCCUUAUUUCUAUCCUAUGUUCAAGUUUGUUUGUUGAUGGGUGAUCAAGGAAUUCACAUUUAAGUAUCAAUUGUAGUAAUUUAUGGUCAUGGUUAUUAGUA
This is a messenger RNA of Nelumbo nucifera (sacred lotus), 1738 nucleotides long. Its product is annotated as polyubiquitin. NCBI's taxonomy places the organism in Eukaryota, Viridiplantae, Streptophyta, Magnoliopsida, Proteales, Nelumbonaceae. Gene Ontology annotation, molecular function: protein binding. The record is from RefSeq and is a predicted model, not a curated record.